GAACAGGCUGAUUGGUGGAAGCUUGGAGGAUAGGAUGCUUUUAGGAUGCUUUCCCACCAUUAUUAUUCAAAUAGGCUAUUAGCCAAUGAUUGGUGAGUCUUAAAAGUGGGUCUACUUUUUAAGUCCUCCAUACCAGCCAUUUGAAGUUUUUCGCAACCAUGAGGUGCACUACAAACUGCUUGGAAAGGCGAGUGCGGCUUGGCUUGGAAAGAGUUGGCAAGUUUAUCGGCCUCCAUCCAUGGUGGUUCAUCUUCGUUCCUCUCACUCUGGCUGUAUCUCUUGGAUGGGGCUUCUGCUUUCUAGAAGACCGAAAAUCCAACGAUAUAGUGCAGCAGUUCACGCCAAUGGAUGGACGCGCCAAGACAGAGAAACACUUCUUUGAAAGCUAUUUUCUGCACAAUACGGAAAAUUAUGAAGAUUUCUCCAGUCUACGGUUGACUACAGAUGGAGUUUAUGGAGCUCUGAUCUUCACCAGCGACACCAGUGUUCUCAGCAUGGCUGCACUUGAAGAAAUUUUGCUUGUAGAUGCCAACGUUAAGGGAAUUACCAUUGGGUAUGGAACAGAAGAGGAAUAUUCGUAUGGAGAUAUUUGUGCCAAAGUGAAUGGCCACUGCCAUCCCAAUGUUCUCCUGGAAAUCCUGGAUUAUGAUGCCAACAAUAUUAAUGUUCUAAACCUGACAUUUCCUAGUUUUGACUCCAUCAGAAUGGGGAAAUUAUCACUGGAACAUCUGCUAGGUCAGGUGGAGGUAGACAGUGCUGCAGUCGUCCAGAGUGCCAAUGCAUUGAGACUGUUCUACUACCUGCAGGAUGUCAAUGCUACUCUUGGAGAUUCUUGGCUGAACAAAUUUGUUGAGUUGAUGACCAAUGUAACAACUUCCAUCACACAGGUAUCCUAUUUUACCUCCAUAUCGAGGCAGCAGGAGUUUGAGAAAAGCACCAAGUCUGUCACUCAUCUUUUUGCGAUUACCUACUUCAUCGCUAUCCUGUUCUCAGUCCUGUCAUGUGUAAGGUUUGAUAAUGUGAGGAAUAAAGUGUGGGUGGCCUGUCUUGGAGUAAUCUCGGCUGGUCUGGCAGUGCUCUCCAGCUUUGGGUUACUUCUACUUCUGAACGUUCCCUUUGUCAUAACUGUGGCAUCAUCUCCGUUCCUGAUACUCGGAAUCGGCAUUGACGACAUGUUCAUCAUGAUCUCCUGCUGGCAGCAGACCAACGUCCACGACAGUGUAGAAGACCGCCUUGCUGCCACCUACAAAGAAGCAGCCAUUUCCAUCACAAUCACCACCCUGACCGACGUGCUGGCCUUCUACCUCAGCUUCAGCAGCCCCUUCGGAUCGGUGCAGUCCUUCUGCCUGUACGCUGGCACUGCCAUCCUGUUCUGCUACCUCUACAACAUCACCUUCUUCGGUGCCUGCUUGGCUCUGAACGGCAAACGGGAAGGAGGCAACCGCCACUGGUUGACCUGCAUGAAGGUUCCCGAGGAUUGUCCACCGGAAGCUUCCAGAGGCUAUAUCGCAUGUUGCGUUGGAGGAUCUUACGACCACAAAACUGGAGCUGAGGAGGAACAUCUGAUGCAGGGGUUCUUCAGGAAGUACUAUGGACCAUUUCUGACCACGGUGUGGGCCAAAGCUGCUGUGAUUGUUCUUUAUAUUGGAUAUAUUUCCGUUAGCGUCUAUGGAUGCACGACUAUCAAAGAAGGCAUUGAUCUCAAGAACCUGGCAAUCGAUCAGUCGUACCUGGUGCAGUACUACGAAGCUGAUAAGGAAUACUUCCAUAAUUAUGGUCCGAUUGUGAUGUUGGCUGUCAAUGGUUCAUUUCCAUACUGGGAUGAAGCUAAACGAGAUCUUCUAGAGUCUUGCAUUGAAGAAUUUAAAGCUCUGACCUUCAUAAGCGAUUUGUCCGUCUCUUGGCUUCAUUCGUUUGAGAGGUACGCCAAGCAAGAGAACCUGAACAUCACCACAGAGGCUGAGUUCAAGAACCAUCUCCAGACCUUCCUACAGCGACAUCCGACUCUCAGAUUGGACGUUAGCUUAGCCAAUGAAUCCAUACAAGCCUCACGUUUCUUCCUCAAGACGUCCAAGCCACUGUCUGAGAAGAUAAUGCUACAAUCCUUGAGAGAAACUGCUCAAAGCUGCGAGGUUCAACCUCUAGUCGUCUACCAUCCAGCGUUCAUAUACUACGAUCAGUACACCGUGAUCGCAAGCAACACCAUCCAGACCGUUAGUGUCGCAACCGUAGUCAUGCUAGCCAUCUCGCUAAUCCUCAUCCCCAACCCAGUCUGUGCCUUAUGGGUGGCGUUCGCCAUUGUGUCGGUUAUCGUAGGAGUCGCAGGCUUCAUGGCACUGCUGGGCAUCAACUUGGACUCCAUCUCCAUGAUCAACCUGGUCAUCAGCAUCGGGUUCUCCGUGGACUUCUCGGCACAUAUCUCCUACACUUUCGUGUCCAGCACUAAGGCCAGCGUGGACGAGAAGGUUGUGGAUGCACUGUCGCAUCUAGGGUACCCCAUACUGCAGGGGGCGCUGUCCACGAUUCUAGGGGUGGUGGUGCUCUCAGUGUCGGUGAGCUACAUCUUUAGAACGUUUUUCACCAUCAUGUUUCUGGUGAUUUCCUUUGGGCUCCUUCACGGUAUUGCUUUCAUCCCAGUGUUUUUAAGCUUUUCUCGAUUUUGCAGCAAAUGAUGAGAUCUUUAUUUUGAUACAAAAGCCUUAUCCAGAUAGGAUUAGUGAGAAUAAUACAGGCUGAAUUAUCUACUGUUUUUUGGCUGAACUCUGUGGUCCUCUAGUAAUUUUCUUCCUGUCCGGACGCGCAUCUCUGAGUUUCGUCACCUCACGUUUAAUAAAAUAGCUAUUUGUCCACUGCACCGUAACUACACUUUGGGCGCGCGUUUCCAGGGAAAUCCUGGUCAACAUAACAGCGAGUGGAAAUGAAGGAGCUACUGAAAUCGAUGUCAUGUGACUGAGAAAGCCAAAAAAUUCACUGGUCCUCCGUUUUUUUCAAUUGCAGUUCGGAUGCAGGAGUUUUAUCACUGAGUAGAAGUGUGAAAUAUUUUACACAAACGUCCCCCGGUGAAACUAAUCUAAUCCAGGAUUGAGUGAUGGAAAAAAUUCUUUUUUCUUUUUUUUGUAUCUUUCAUAUAGUUAAAGCAGCAGUCCUCAUUAAUGGUAUCAGUGUCCUGGAAUGAUCAUGCUUGCAACAUCUAAUAUGUCCACCCUGAAAAACAGAAUGGUCUGGUAGGUUGUUUUAAAAAAAUGUCAUAAAUUAAAUGAAAACUAUACUUAUAAAAAUAUAUUUACUGUCAUUAAACUGUAUUAAAAGUACUCUUCCAUAUGUUCUGUACUGUUCCAUAUUCUCACCAGACAGAGUCCCUCUAUGCUUUAUACUUAUUGGUUUGUAGAAUAUUAGUUAUAGACCAAAUAAGGCAGGAGUGAAAACAUCCUUACAGGCUUUUUCAUACAGUGUUUCUCUUCUUCCCAAAUCAAUGAAUCACAUUUAUGCAUCAUCAGUAAACAUGCUGUUUUUUUUUCUUCUUUUUAUUCUGCUAUGUGUAUGAUCAGGAACCAAUAAACACCUUCAAAUCAUA
Molecule: messenger RNA, 3574 nt
Organism: Astyanax mexicanus (Mexican tetra)
Lineage: Eukaryota; Metazoa; Chordata; Actinopteri; Characiformes; Acestrorhamphidae
Gene: ptchd3b
Product: patched domain-containing protein 3
Exons: 4
Coding region: 159-2672 (837 amino acids)
Cellular component (GO): membrane
Source: RefSeq, a predicted model, not a curated record